CCCGUCUCCUGGCUGUUCUUCCCCUCUCCCCACACGCUUCUCCCUCGUCAGGUCGAUCGUUUCUGAUCGAGGUCUCCGAUCGACGUCGAGAUCAUGGCUGCCUGUGGUGGCUUGACUUCGCUGUUCGAGAAGCCAGUGCCGGAGAAGCCGACGCUGAUCGAGUCCUUGUCGUCAUGGAACCAGAUCAUGUCCAAGAAACCAGUGGACAAUGCCCGCUUCACAGAGAUCCUCGGCGAGCUCCGUUUCCAGGAGAAGCCCGCGCCGCCUCCGGCUUCAAUCCAUCAAACGGUACCUCCCCCCGUCGCGGUGGAUCGAACUCUGUCCUUCGACUUGUCCGAUCUCUGCCAAGAGAAAUGCGCCAGCCACUCGUCCUUCCAUGCGCUUCUUGGCCUGCCCAACAACCAAUACGUGUGCUCCGCAUUCGCAAGGUGCCACGACGGCUUUCCCCCGAAGAACUCCGACAAGCUGCAGCUCUGCACCGAGAGGCUCGGGUCGGAGAGCUCCGACGACGUCGACGACCUGAUCGAGGAGGACGUCGAUGACUGGAGCAGUGAUCAAUGGAAGGAGAAGAUGGAUGCGGAAAGGCGAGCCCUCGCCAACGGUGGGAUGUCGGGAAACUGUUCCGACGUGAGGACGAGGACAGGCGGCUUUCCGCCACCGGUGUCUUCCAUCGGCAAGAGUGGCAGGCCAUGGAUCUACUACCAAUCCUACAGGAAGGACGGGAGGUUUGUUCUGACGGAGAUCAGGAUCCCAACUCAGGAGUUCUUGCGUGCUUCUCGCCAAGAUGGCCGACUUACGCUGCAGCUAGUCCAUCCGGAUGGGGACAUCGCUGAAGGAGAUGAAGGCGCAGGCGAGAACGAAGAAGAGGAAGAUGAGAAGACAAAGUUAAGCCAAGGCAAUGAUCAUUAAUACAUAUGAUUAGUCCAUGUUCAUUACUUGUUUCCUUGCCCACUCAUAGGGAUUCCCGAGGUAGUUUCCUUCCUUCCUUCCUUCCUUCCUUUUGCAGAAAAAGAGAAAUCACAGGCAAAAAAGAAAGAAAAAGGAGACAUAAUUAACAUUCUUUAUGCUUUUAUUCAUUUAGAUGUUUGUAGUCAGAAUUGAGGAGAAUAAAAGUGUUUUGGUCCUCUUGGAAAGACAAGGCUGAGGCAGGCAUCGAGGUAGAGUGCCAAGUGCACUCACUGCUAGAUUUGUGAAAAGUAGGAGGCACCAAGAAAAAUUGCAGAAAGAAAAUGUUUAGAUUUGACUCAUAUAAUUUCUGUGUUGGCACAGUCAGCUGUCAAAUAAAUAAGAUGAAAAGAGGUUUGCAUGACUUCAAAUUGCUUUCUUGUGUUUUCUAAUUUCAAUUUACAUUAGCUUUUUUUGCAGAGGAUGGAUAUCAUAACAAGUGAUUGGUAAGUUUUGUAAGUACAUUAAAGAAAUGCUUCAUAUCUGUGCUUCUUGUCUUCAAAAGAACAGAACAGCAGAGUGAUCCGAGUGUUCUUUUGUGGACAAAAUGGACUGCAGAAAAUGAAAUGGUGAUCAGGCAAUGAGCUUCAAGAGUGGGAUACUGAUGACAAUAUCUUUCCGGUCAUGCAAGAUCCAAACUUUUAGCUUGCAGAUGAUGUUUUAAGCUGAUAACAUCACAGCAAGCAGAGAGCAGGAUGGAAAGAUAGAUAUUGUGAUGGCAGUCUGGAAGAGAAAUCAUCUCUGAGAAGACCAUGAAUUCAAGAUUUACACCAAUGCUUGUGCCAUACACUCUUUCAAUUCAUUUUGUGAUGUUCACAGGGAUCCCAUGAUAGCCAUCACAAGAGAACCAAGUCAAGUAAAGAAGUAUUCAGCAUUUUGCAGGAAAAAAGAAGCAA
Molecule: messenger RNA, 1841 nt
Organism: Musa acuminata AAA Group (dessert banana)
Lineage: Eukaryota; Viridiplantae; Streptophyta; Magnoliopsida; Zingiberales; Musaceae
Exons: 1
Coding region: 94-909 (271 amino acids)
Source: RefSeq, a predicted model, not a curated record